Schistosoma rodhaini is the source of this 8115-nucleotide messenger RNA. NCBI's taxonomy places the organism in Eukaryota, Metazoa, Platyhelminthes, Trematoda, Strigeidida, Schistosomatidae. The record is from the annotation of a GenBank genome assembly.
AGCCAUGCAAUGACUUAGCCUAUCGCAGGUGGCGGCAAGGCUCACGUUUGGUCUUGGCAGUUUCCCUUUCGUGAAAUGCGAGUGUGAGUGUCCGUGAGGAAUAAAUAGUAACAUUUACAAAGCCAAUUAAAGUGUUUUGGCCGGGAUGUUAAUUAAACUGUGAUUACUGUAUUUGUAGCAUUUGUUAAGUACAGCUUAAAACCUGUCAUUUAUGAAAAACUAGAGCUGGGACUGCCUUUGCUGCAUGUACUAUGUAUCCGUAGUGUUCUUCGUAGCUUGAUACUGUUAUAUGUCCCUACGAUGGUCCAUGGCUGUAGAUCUUUGGUUUAAUCCAGAUACUUCACUCAAUCAGACAUUCAGCGAUAACUCAAUCACCAUACAUGGUUUUCAUUUUUGCCAUGUGGUUUUAUAGCACACAAUUCAGUACUGUCUCUUGUCUUUAUCGCCAAAGGAUUUCCAUAGCACGGAUCACGGUUAAGCAGGCCGACAAUGGAUUUGUUUUCCCGAACUUGGUUUAGUCUACAAUGGUGGUGUCAUCCUCGUGCGUUGUCCAUGUAAUGGUCAUGAUCACAUGCUGAAAGUGUGCAACAUCCGAAUUGGUUGUAGUGAUAUCUAGUUACUCCCUGUUUUCGUUAACCUUGGUAUUGGUAGUAGGCAUAGUAGAAUCUAGUGUAACUCGGUCCGAGUUAUGACACUACAUCAGCACCGUGAGGUAACAUCAGCAGACAAGUACCAGAGUAGUAUAACUGAUAACUGUAAAGUAGUAGGAGAGGCGAAGACCAAAAAGUAUUAGGUUUUGUGUCUAGGGUCUAAGGACAUAAAGAAUAGGUCCGCCCUUACCAUUUUGGACGAGUCCGAGCCUAGCUACAUAAACUGUUGAUUAUGGUAGUCGCGGGAAUCCCGACCAGGUAAUCUAUAUCCACUUAUAUGACUAAGCCUAAGAAAUAAUCAGUUAAAUUAAUGCUUUCCUAGUCGCUCUCAGCUUUCACCCUACUCCUAUAACAUAUCGCCCUCCAAGUUGGAAGAGCGUUCCCAGCGGAUGUGCAGAUAACAUUGAGCGCUUGACAUCGUUGGUCCAGAACUCGAAGCUUACCAUCCGUCUUGUCUUGAGUUAGCUUCACGACUAGGAUCUCAUGGUAUAGUUUGCAAUAGCCCAUUCCCUUCAAAGUUAAUUUCGACUGCCUUUUUAAUUUCAAAUAUCCAAUCUCUAAGCUUUGAUUAAAUCCAGUUUCGGGUCACUGAAUAACAGUCUGUCACUAACUACAUUGGAUUCCUCUAACGCUAAUCGAAAACGCACUAAAUUAGUCUAUUCUUCCGACGAGUUCACAAAAAGAACAGUUUGACUGUUGUUGAUCCUGAAUAAUUGGAAUUUUGGUUAUCGACAAAAUAUUGGAUUUAGUUAUUAUGUGAUGUUAGGAUUUUUCAGGAACAAAGUUAAGGCCAACGGAAUAAACAUAAUAUCCAAGGGGUUAUUUUUUGUACGAAAGACGCAUAUUUCUAAACUAAGUGUCUUAUCUGAAAUAAUUUGUCAGUUACAGUAGUAUCUCAUCAGCUAGUAUAGUUAAUUGUUCCAUCACGUUUGCUCUUUGGCAGUAGGUUACUAUUGUAACAUUAAUCGGAACAAACCCGUUAUAAAACUCUUCCUGUAGCCACCACAAAGUUACCAAUAAGAUUUCAGUCUUCACCCUUCUCUAUUCUGCUUGUGUUGUCUGACCAGAAUAUCGAAACAAAUGUCAUGUUGACUGAACACCGUUCUUUGAGUAUGCUUUUUCCUGACACAUAAAUGCACCGACUCGUUUAAAAUUAAUCAUUAAUUUACUGAUUGUGUGGUGUCAUGAGAGUAUGUCUCAUUUAAAUUUUUCUAGGUUACGAAGUUCAGUUUCAAGUUCCACCUAUCCAUUGCAGUCGUCGGUCUCUACUUGAUAAACUACGUAAAUAUCCAGGACUCCAGACAAACUACAUGCGUUCGAGUAGUGAUAGGCAAAGCUUUAUUUUAAAUAUCUUAUUGACUGUCAAUCAUUGCAUAGUGUCAAUACAAAGUGACAUGAUAAUCACGAGUGUUUUAUGAACUCUUUGCGAUAUGGAUCCUGUUUCCAUUUUUGAGGAUGCACUUAAAGGUCUCGCAACUAAGGAUUUCGACAGCGGAAAUGUUAAAUCGUGUGACAGUCUACAAGCGUCAGUUGAUAGUUCGAAUGACUUUCUGAAACCUGAACCUUACAUCACGUAUCCCGACAAUACUUUACAGUUAUCUUCCAUGCAAAAUACUCAGAAGGCUUCAGAAGAAGCUUCUAGUGCUUCUCAAAAUGACAUCAUCCUCAGUGCUCUCAUAAAUGCUGGGAUUGCUCCAUCCUCUUUGAAAGCUCAAGAAGUUCACUCUAAUACCCCUUCAGUUUCAGUUACUGUGAAUCCAAACGUUAAAGUUCUCAAUGCCCAAGGCACCACCAUACUGAGGGUUGUUCCAUCGGGAAAUGGCAACAAUUCACCAAUUCAGCAAGCUUAUCCUCCUCGAAUGGCUAGUCAGUUGUUAAAGAAGCCUUCUGAUAAUGGUCUUACAAUGUCUGGAAUUACUCACGUUCCAAACAUCAUACGAAAAAGGCCUCCUUCGCUUGUCGAAACUAGUCAGCCUAUUUCAAAAAUCAGACGUGUACUUAAUCAUGGUCCAGUAGACAGAGACGUUAGCCACCAAAUCACAUUUUCUGGGGUGGGUACUGUCCCAACUAACUCAAGUAAAUGGUAUGAAACUCCCAAUGUUUCACGACCAUCCUUGCCUCCUCACUGCGUCCGGGUACCUAGUCAUACUCAAAUAACUCCCAGACCAUACCCAUUAAUAAAACGAGAUGAAGACAUGGACGAAGAUGAAGAUUUAGCUCAAGCUGAAACGUAUGCUGAAUAUAUUCCGUCAAAACUGAAUUAUGGACAAAAGCAUCCAGAUCCCGUUGUCGAGUCGAGUUCCUUGUCCAGUGUUUCUCCUCCCGAUAUUCACUAUCGUUUGAUUCUUCCGGAUGAAGUUAUUGAUCGAGCAUAUCUUUCAGCUUUACAACUGGAGGCAGUGGUGUACGCUUGUCAACGUCAUGAGUGUAUCUUACCGAAUGGUCAGCGUGCUGGGUUUUUAAUUGGCGACGGGGCAGGUGUGGGAAAAGGUCGCACCAUUGCCGGAAUAUUAUAUGAAAAUUAUUUGCGACAUCGUAAGAAGGCCAUUUGGCUCUCAGUUUCAAAUGAUUUGAAGGUCGAUGCUGAACGCGAUCUGCGUGACGUGGGUUUGGGAAAGAUCAAGGUUCAUUCCUUAAACAAGUUUAAAUAUGCUCGUAUUUCUGGUAAAACUAAUGGACGUGUAAAAAAGGGUGUUAUUUUUUCAACUUAUUCCUCAUUGAUUGGUGAAAGUCAAGGUAGUGCAAAAGCUAAAUAUAAAACUCGAUUAAAACAACUUGUUCAUUGGUGUGGGAAAAAGUUUGAUGGUGUGAUUGUGUUUGACGAAUGUCAUCGAGCUAAAAAUUUAACUCCUAGUGGUUCUCAAAAACCUACAAAAACAGGUCUAACUGUGCUUGAAUUACAGAACAAACUACCAAAUGCUCGGAUUGUUUAUGCUAGUGCGACAGGUGCCACUGAGCCUCGUAACAUGGCUUAUAUGACGCGUCUAGGAUUGUGGGGAGAUGGGACACCAUUUAAAACCUUUAAUUCAUUCAUCCAAACACUUGAACGUCGUGGUGUAGGUGCUAUGGAGUUGGUUGCUAUGGACAUGAAACUACGUGGGAUGUAUAUUGCACGGCAGCUCAGUUUUCAUGGUGUGAAUUUCAGCAUUAAUGAAGUACUAAUAGAAAACGUCAAAUUAGGGCAUGAAAGUUUUAUCCAAGUCUAUAAUCAGUCAACUGACCUGUGGGUGUAUGCAUAUCGCUUCUUCUCAGAAGCAUCACGUUUAUUAGAUCUAAGUGAUCGUUAUCGUAAAACUAUGUGGGGACAAUUUUGGUCUGCUCAUCAACGAUUUUUUAAGUAUCUUUGCAUUGCUGCCAAAGUGGAAACGUGUGUUGAAAUUGCUAAAACUGCUGUUGAUGAGGGUAAAUGUGUUGUUAUUGGUCUUCAGUCUACUGGUGAAGCUAAAACUUUAGAACAAGUUGAAGAAUAUGGUUUAGAAUUAGGUGAAUUCGUCUCAACUGCUAAGGGUGUGUUCCAGUGUCUAGUUGAAAAGUAUUUUCCAACUCCAACAAAUGUUGAUAAUUUCUCUCUCCGAGGGGAUAAAUUAGCAUCGGCAGGUGAUCGUAGCUCUAAUACAACUCUCAAUAGAGCAGGACGCGCAAUAGCUGCUGGUCAAGGAAGUGGUCUUGGUUUGAAAGAUAUUUUAGGUGAAAAAAUGCUUGCAAAGCUAGUUGCUGGUGGUAGUUUAUCUGGAUCGAAAUUAAAUGAUGAUUAUGAGACUUCCAGUAAAGCUGAUGGUGUAGGAUCUGAUUCUGACGACGAUGAUGGUAAUGAACAUUCGGAUGAGUCAGAUGAUGAUGAUGAUUCGGAUUUGAAUAAUCCUCGAAAAGCUAAUGGUUGUAACCUAUCAGAUGGAAAUUCAUCAUCUGAUUAUUACGAUUCAGACCUGGAAGUGAAUUCAUCAAACAAUUCCAGUCGAAAUCGGUCUAAAAAGUCCGAUUCUUCGAAAAAGCAAUCUCAUUCCGGCAAACGUAAACAAAAGUAUAACCAAGUUGGUGGUUCACCAAGUUGCUUGUCAGAUGAUUCGGAUGAAGAUUGGGAUCCUGACGCAUUAUUUGAUAGCUUUCUAGCUCGCAAUAUGACUCUGUCCAAUUCGACCACUAACAGUGAUAUAACCAAGCGAUUCGAUGACAACAAGCACUUUGGAGAUGAUAUUUGGGGUGAUGAGUUGACUCGUAAAUUAUCACAACAGUAUCUUAUGGGUCGCGUUUCAGGUGCAGCUAGUCAGUCGAUGGUUGUUAACAACGAACUGAAGGUCUCUCCGGAAGAAGCUAAACGACAAUGCAUUGAAAUGCAAAGUUUACUUUUGCGUUUCAUUGAAAAGCUUGGUCCAAAGCUCCCUCCCAGCUCCCUUGAUGAGCUGAUUGACAAAUUGGGUGGACCCCCACGGGUUGCUGAGAUGACAGGUAGAAAGGGUCGUAUGGUGAUGGGGGAUGAUGGCCGCGUUUCCUAUGAAUCUCGUCGUGAAAGUGACGUCAAUUUAGAACUACUUAAUCUUACAGAAAAACAACGCUUCAUGAAUGGAGAAAAACUCAUUGCUAUUAUCUCUGAGGCCGCCAGUAGUGGUAUCUCUCUUCAGGCCGAUCGAAGAGCAGCUAAUCAACGCCGACGUGUUCACAUAACACUGGAACUUCCAUGGAGUGCAGAUCGUGCAGUCCAGCAGUUCGGUCGUACACACCGAUCCAACCAGGUUAGCGCUCCAAAAUAUAUCUUUCUGAUUUCUAAUUUGGCUGGUGAGCAGCGCUUCGCCUCUACAGUUGCUAAGCGUUUAGAAUCUCUUGGUGCUCUGACACACGGUGAUAGACGAGCCACAGAAACUCGUGAUUUGUCGCAGUUCAAUUUGGAUACUAAACUCGGACGAGAAGCUUUAGAGUUAGUAUUACGUGCUUGUAUUUGGGGUGACGAAGGCAUAGUUGAUCCUCCAAACGACUAUAUAACUGACACGUCUUUGGACGUUACUGUCGAUCGGGACAAUUUAAAUGCUCAGUCUUUCUUCAAUGAUGUUAAAGCUAGUUUACAGGGGGUAGGUUUGUCUACUGGUCGAUGCCGUGAAAAGGAUAGUAAUCAAAUGUCUAAAUUUUUGAACCGUAUUUUAGGUAUACGUGUACAUAUUCAAAAUGCACUCUUUCAGUACUUUUCGGAAACAUUAGAAGAGGUUACCAGACGUGCUAAGCGUGAUAAUCGUCUGGAUCUCGGCAUUUUGGAUCUUGGCACUUCUGGUCAGAAUUUGGAAAUAGCCUGGACCAAAAGUUUUGAUACAUGGUUUUUAUCGGAGUCUACUCAAGUUCAUUUACACAAAGUAACUGCUGAACGCGGUUUACCGUGGUCGGCUGCUAUGGAAAUAUACACUCAGCAUGAUGGUGUAAAUGACGGUUUUUAUUUGCCUUCCGCUGUUAGUAAUAAUAAAAUUGUUAUACCUGUUCUGGCUGUUUAUGUGAAAACUCGUACUAUGCGAUCAACCACUAAACCCGAUUCAAAAUUAUAUCGUAUCUAUCGACCAAAUACUGGUAUGCAGGCACGACCAAUUGAACUCGAGAAGUUACAGGAACGAUAUACCCGCGUUUCUAACCCUUCAGAAUGUCAAGAACCUUGGAGCCGGAUAUUUAAAGAAAGUGCUAGACGUUGCAUUCAUAUGUUACUUCAUGGCUUUUGUUCAUCAACUAUGCAAAGUCGAACAUUAUGUGAAGUCGGUUUACGAAUGCGUAAUUAUUAUGUUCUCAGCGGGUCAGUGUUAAAUGUAUGGGCUAGAAUUGAGCCUUUUCUUCAGAUGCGUUCAAAUUCAACUCGUUGUAUGCAAGUUGUACGUCUCAAGUCAAAGGAUGGAAAACGCAUUAUUGGCUCUCUCAUCCCUCAAGAAUGCGUCCAGGAUGUUUUGGCUUGCUUGUCACUACCUCCUGAUUCAGAGCACGCAUCUUCUAGUGAUAACUUGGAUAAAAAGUUUGGUUUGCCUCACAAGGAAGAAUCUUCAGGAACUUCAAAUAAUUUUAUUCUAUCACCUCAUAUUCCUAACGUUCCUUGGCCUAGAGGGCAAUCUUUAACUGUAAGGCCUACUCAGCAGUCUAAAGUAUACAGUGGUCGUCCACCUUCGUUUAUUAAUCAGCGACCCAGUAAUAUUAUACGAAAAAAGAUUCCACCUCAUAGUGUUGGAAAUAUGUACCGUGGUUCACUGUUUACUCAGAGUUCAUCUGAACAGCGUCGUUUUGGUACACUGCGAGAAACUUUAACCACUGAUUUUAGUCAUAUCCCGAGUCAUUCUAAUGGCUACCAAUCUACCACAUUAUCACAAUCUCAUAUAUCCGAUUCUAAAGGCGCAAGUUCCAUACACUCCAAUACUUCUAUUCGGAAUUUCGGAUCUACUCGUCUAAAUUCUAAUACAAAAGUAGGAAGUCGAUUAAAUGCUGCUCUAUCAUUGCCAUUACUCUCUGACAGUCCUAAUAUUCAAUAUCAAACAGGUAGUAGUAGUAAUAAUAAUAAUAAUUAUCCUUCUACACCAACCAAUCAUUUAGAUAACUUAUCAUCAUCUAGUAUCUCACCUGUUAAUAGUUCAAGUAUUUCUUCUAACUUCUCAAUUAAUACAACCAAUAACAUUAAAAACACUUCAACAAAUAAGGUGACACGUUUCAAGAUCAAAUGGAAAGAUGGUUAAUUUAAAAAAAGAGAGAGAGAGAGAAAAAAAAAGCAAAAGUUUCAUGUAAAAAAAAAACAACAGUCUUUCUGUUUUUUUCCUUGUAAAGUCAAUCAAUUUUGUACUUUUUACUUUUAAUGGUAUAAUACACUAAAACAAACAUGUGUUAUAUAAUUUGAUCAUAUUAAAUUAAAGAUUAUUCAUUGUUUAGUUUAUUAAAUUUAUUAUUUUUCUACUAGAACUAUCAAUACUACUUAAUUACUAAUUUAGAUAUAAUUUCAUAUAAAUAUAAAAUCAGUUGUGAAAGUGUUCUAUAAUACAUAAGAUGAAAAUGAUAUCACCCCUUCUUGUUGUUGUUGUUGUUAUUGUUCUAUUUGUACAUAGUCAAUUUUUCCUUGUAAAAGAUCUAUCCAUGAAGAUAUAUGACGGUAUAAUUAGUUUUAUUCUGACUACCUCUUGUGUAUGUUUUAAUUGUGAACAAUUGUUUCUAUCUUCUUUUUAUUUUAUUUUAAAACAAAACUUUCUUCCCUAUUCCUUUCAUUUUGACUGGUUACUUUUUAAGGCAUUCGUUUAUUAUUCAUUGCAUAUAUAUGUGUGAAUGAAUUUUUUUUUUUUCUAUUCUUAACAAAUUCAGUUUACGGUAUAUGUAGAAGAGAAUGACCAGUUUGUACUUAUUUCAGAUGAAUAAAAUAAUUGAACAAAAUGAUAAAAAUAUCUUUCUACAUAGCUCUCUGCAUAUAAGUAAUCAGUCAAUCAGCUACAAUGUAGAACCAGGCAUGUUUAUACAUCAUCGGUUCAAG